Messenger RNA from Phialemonium atrogriseum, 1180 nucleotides. RefSeq lists its product as uncharacterized. Gene Ontology annotation, molecular function: nucleotide binding. The transcript is spliced from 6 exons. Lineage: Eukaryota; Fungi; Ascomycota; Sordariomycetes; Cephalothecales; Cephalothecaceae. Bases 119 to 1180 code for a protein of 353 amino acids. The record is from RefSeq and is a predicted model, not a curated record.
UCACACUUGAUUAUUGAUCUGUCGUUCUCUCUCGUCCCCAGUGUCCCUUACUCAAAACUUUUCUCAAACUGAAUUCUCCAUCGUCGGCUUCACUCCACAUACGCGAGAAGCCGCCGAAAUGCUCGGUUUCCUACACCGCACGUACCAGAUCUUCGGUGGGUUCAGCGUCCCGGCGAAGGUCUCCAACCCCAUCCGGGUUGGCAUCUUGGGUGCGGCAAAUGUUGCCCCCCAGUCCCUCAUCACUCCUGCGAAACAGCAUCCCGAGGUGGUCGUGCAGGGAGUGGCGGCCCGGGAUCGCAAGAAGGCCGAGGCUUUCGCGAAUAAGCACUGCAUCCCUCAAGUCUUUGAUAGUUACCAAGCCCUGCUCGAUGACCCCAACAUCGACGCCUGGGCCCUCAAAGCCCUCAGCAAGCGGAAACACGUCCUCCUCGAGAAGCCCGCCAAGUCCAACGCCAUCGAGGCCGAGCGGCUGUUCCACUCCCCGCUCCUUUGGGGCCCCGAGGUGCCAUCGGUCGUCGACCGGCCCAAUAUCGCGCAUGUGGACGCCAAGAUAAUCAUCCCGCGCGGCGUCAUCGCUCGCGACGACAUCCGCUGGGAGUACGGCGUUGCGGGCGGCGCCAUGAUGGACGUCAUGUACCCGCUGGCGUGGGUGCGCGGGACCGUCGGCGCCGAGCCGCUCGAGUGCAUGUCGUGCGAGACCGAGGCCUUUGGGAAGUGCGACUGGAAGUUCGACGCGCGCUGGAUGUUUCCCAACGGCGUCACCGCCGAGACGCACGGGAAUCUGCGGGCUGGCAACACCAAGGCUGGGUUCCCGCGCAUCGAGGUUACCCACAAGCCCGUGCUCUUGCGCGACGCAAAUUCCUCCGAGGGGCAGGAUGAGUUCGUCAUCUGCACGAAGGCGCCCGGCGGCGGCGGUGACGGGCCCGUCGCGAAUACGUGGAAGGUCAAGGAGACCAAAAAGGCGUACACGUGGCAGGAGGCCGGUCUCGACCUUCCCGGCGAGGCCUACUGGAAGCCGUACCGGUGGCAGCUGGGCGCCUUCGUGGACCGCAUCCGGGGACGGCCUGACACGGGAAAGUGGAGCACGGGGGAGGACAGUAUCGCGCAGAUGCGCGCGACAGACAUGGCGUACGAGAAGUCUGGGCUGGGGCUGCGGCCGACAAGCACGUAUCAGCCGUAG